This is a messenger RNA of Hirundo rustica (Barn swallow), 2139 nucleotides long. Its product is annotated as ATPase family AAA domain-containing protein 2-like. NCBI's taxonomy places the organism in Eukaryota, Metazoa, Chordata, Aves, Passeriformes, Hirundinidae. The transcript has 17 exons. The coding region runs from base 1 to 2139 and encodes 712 amino acids. Gene Ontology annotation, biological process: positive regulation of transcription by RNA polymerase II. Gene Ontology annotation, molecular function: chromatin binding; ATP binding; histone binding. The record is from RefSeq and is a predicted model, not a curated record. Gene Ontology annotation, cellular component: nucleus.
AUGUUUUUUCUACCAUAUUUAGUCAUAGAAAAUCAGCGUAAGACCUUAAUUCCAGUUACAAGAAGAGAAAGCCUAAAUAUGGGAAGAACUAACAAUGAAAAACCUGAUGAUCCAGUGUUUUCACCAGAAAGAAAUGAAGGGAAAGAAGGUGAUGGCCUGCGUCGCUCCUUCCGGCAGAGGAAAGCAGUUGAGCGCUAUGAAUCUCCAUUGGAAAAUCUAAGAAAACGUAAACGAAGGUCUUCCAAAUGUACUUCACCUGUCAAAGAGAAAGAUUCAUGCAAAAAACUUAAAAGGUCUCUUUCGGCCAACUCUAAGAAAGAUGACAUAAAGGGAGUCCCAAAUGAUCACAGGAAAACUGAAGCAACUCGGAAAGGCAACUUAAGUGAAGUUCAUAAAGAUCACAUAAUAAUUGGAGCAAGUCUGGCUGGUGUGGAGCAAAUGCAAAUAGAUGGUUCAGCACAAUUUCAUUGUGUAGGUGGUCUAUCUGACCACAUUUCAGCUUUAAAAGAGAUGGUCAUUUUGCCGUUGCUUUAUCCUGAUGUCUUUGAGAUAUUGAAAUUUAAACCUCCAAGAGGCUGUUUAUUCUAUGGUCCACCAGGGACUGGAAAGACCCUGGUUGCUCGUGCACUUGCUAACGAAUGUAGUAGAGGUGACAGGAAAGUGACAUUUUUUAUGAGAAGUGCUGCUGACUGCAUGAGUAAAUGGGUAGGAGAAUCUGAACGACAGCUUCGUUUAGUAUUUGAGCAGGCCUACCAGAUGCGACCUUCAAUUAUUUUCUUUGAUGAGAUCGAUGCUCUUGCUCCUGUACGGUCCAGCAAACAAGACCAGGUUCAUAGCUCUGUUGUGGGGACACUUCUGACACUUAUGGAUGGCUUAGCCAGCAGAGGAGAGGUUGUGGUAAUAGGAGCCACCAACAGACUGGAUUCUAUAGAUCCUGCUUUGCGAAGACCUGGGCGCUUUGAACGAGAAUUCCGCUUCAACUUGCCAAACAAAGAGGCAAGAUUAGAAAUUUUCAAAAUUCACACACGAGACUGGACCCUGAAGCCAUCAGACAACUUACUUGAAGACUUGGCUGAGAAAUGUAUUGGAUUCUGUGGUGCUGAUAUUAAAGCCUUAUGUGCUGAUGCUGGGCUCUGUGCUUUGCGCCGCCGCUAUCCGCAGAUACAUGAGAGUGACAAAAGACUGAAGAUAGAUGCCAGAUCAAUUAAAGUAACAGCAAAGGAUUUUGCCAUGGCCAUGCAGAAGAUUGUUCCAGCAUCACAGAGAGCUGGGGCUUCAUCUGGGAGAGCACUACCACCUAUUUCAAAGCCGCUGUUAGAAAACACCUUGGAAAGAAUUUUACAAGCCUUGCAGAGAACAUUCCCCCAUGCAAAGCUUGCACUGAAGAAGAACGAAGGGAAUGAUGGGAUUGACAGUGAUGAUGACUCACCAUCAAUCUCUGAAAAGAGGCCUUACAGCAAAAGGGCAGAAUUCCACACUUUUAGUAGAAAUCUUUCUUGCCAGCCAACGUCUUUCAGGCCACGGUUCUUACUAGUUGGAGAGCCAGGAUGUGGGCCGGCUUUUGAUUUGGCACCUGCCAUAUUACACGCCCUGGAAAAGUUUCCAGCCUAUACACUAGAUUUAACAAACUUGUUUGUUAGCACCACAUCACAGGAAGGAACAUGUUCACAGUUGAUACAAGAAGCUCAAAGAACAGCACCAAGUAUCAUUUAUAUCCCACAAAUCCCUUCGUGGUGGGAAGCUGCUGGACCUACACUGAAAGCUGGUUUUACAGGACUACUGAAUAGCAUUCCAUAUUUUGCUCCAGUUUUGCUCCUUGCAACAUCUGAUGUGCCACAUGAAGAUCUCCCUGAAGAGAUAAAAGCAUUGUUUAAUACCAAUCAUGGAGAAGUUUUCAAUAUCCCGCGGCCUACCUGUGCUGAAAGAAAAGCGUUUUAUGAGAACUUGAUUAUGAAGCAAGCUGCUGAACCUCCUGCAUCAAAAAACAAUAUUGGUUCACAGGUACACCUUCCUGCAAGAUGUUCUCAGGUGGAUGUGCAACCACAAGUAUGGGACAAGAAAGCAAUCAAAAUUCAAAAACGAGGAGUAUUUGUGGAUUACUCUGAGCUCAGAGAACCAGAAAAGGACCUAGAUUUUUAG